Molecule: messenger RNA, 4464 nt
Organism: Microtus oregoni (creeping vole)
Lineage: Eukaryota; Metazoa; Chordata; Mammalia; Rodentia; Cricetidae
Product: cytosolic carboxypeptidase 1-like
Exons: 26
Coding region: 350-3964 (1204 amino acids)
Biological process (GO): protein side chain deglutamylation; proteolysis; C-terminal protein deglutamylation
Molecular function (GO): metallocarboxypeptidase activity; zinc ion binding
Source: RefSeq, a predicted model, not a curated record
CCCGGCUCCCGGCGGCGCCUCCGCUCACCUUGCGGGCGGGGGCGAGGCGCGCUGCGAGGCGGGGAAGCCGGCCGGCCGGCUGUCUGUCGAGCGAGUCGCAGCCGCCGCAGCCCCGUGCGCUGCCCGCCGCGCUCCGCUGCCCGCCACUCCCCCGACCUCCGCCCGGCCGCGCCCCGGGACGCUUUGAUUGGCUCUUGGUUGACAGUUUAGCGCCGCGGAAGGCAGUUCCAACACCGCCCCGGGUAGCCCCGGUGGACGUUGACAGGGUAAAGGCUCGUCUGCGGUACCUCGCUGCUGGGCUCGCUCGCUCUGUGAGGUUAUCUGCAAUGCUGGAACGAAGUAACUCAAGAUGAGCAAGCUAAAAGUGGUAGGAGAGAAAAGCCUUCCCAAUAGUUCUCGGGUUGUCGGGCUCUUGGCUCAGCUGGAGAAGAUCAAUACGGACCCUACAGAGUCAGAUAAUGUCAGAUAUGUCACAUCCAAGAUUCUGCAUCUGGCCCAAAGUCAAGAAAAAACAAGGAGGGAAAUGACAACCAAAGGUUCUACGGGCAUGGAAGUUCUGUUGUCAACAUUGGAGAACACGAAAGAUCUUCAAACUAUACUUAAUAUCUUAAGCAUUCUUGUCGAGCUGGUAUCUUCUGGUGGUGGCCGAAGAGCAAGUUUCUUAGUUGCCAAAGGUGGUUCACAGAUACUGUUACAACUGCUAAUGAAUGCCAGCAAAGACUCCCCUCCCCACGAGGAGUUGAUGGUACAGACUCAUUGCGUCCUUGCAAAGAUCGGACCCAAAGAUAAAAAGUUUGGAGUGAAGGCUCGAGUGAAUGGGGCACUGAAUGUCACCCUGAAUUUGGUCAAGCAGCACUUUCAGAACUAUCGCUUGGCUUUCCCUUGUCUUCAGCUCCUGCGCGUGUAUUCUACCAACUCUGUGAACGCAGUAUCUUUAGGUAAAAAUGGAGUUGUGGAGCUGAUGUUUAAAAUCAUUGGACCUUUCAGUAAGAAGAACUCGGGUCUUAUGAAGGUUGCUUUAGACACUCUUGCUGCAUUGCUAAAAUCAAAAACAAAUGCCAGGAGAGCCGUAGACAGAGGAUAUGUUCAAGUGCUUUUAACAAUUUAUGUAGAUUGGCACCGCCAUGAUAACCGGCAUAGAAACAUGCUUAUUCGGAAGGGAAUUUUACAGAGCUUGAAAAGUGUCACAAACAUCAAAUUGGGAAGGAAAGCAUUUAUUGAUGCAAAUGGGAUGAAAAUUCUGUACAACACUUCACAAGAAUGCUUGGCCGUCAGGACCCUUGAUCCUCUUGUCAACACUUCUAGUCUGAUAAUGAGGAAGUGUUUCCCCAAAAACCGCUUGCCACUACCAACCAUUAAAAGCUCUUUCCACUUCGAGUUGCCGGUCAUCCCUGUGACUGGACCUGUGGCUCAGCUCUACAGCUUACCCCCUGAAGUGGAUGACGUAGUAGAUGAAAGUGAUGACAAUGAUGAUGCUGAUUUAGAAGCUGAAAAUGAAGUCGAAAAUGAAGAUGACCUAGAUCAAAGUUUUAAGAAUGAUGAUAUUGAAACAGAUAUUAACAAGUUAAAGCCCCAGCAAGUACCAGGACGCACAGUAGAAGAACUGAAGAUGUAUGAGCACCUCUUUCCUGAGCUCGUUGAUGAUUUCCAGGACUAUGAAUUAAUCUCUAAAGAACCCAAACCUCUUGUAUUUGAGGGGAAAGUCCGAGGCCCUAUUGUUGUUCCCACGGCUGGAGAGGAAGCGUCUGGAAACUCAGGUAGUGUAAAGAAAGGAGCUGUACUGAAGGAGAAGAUGUCUCCCAAGGGCGAGGAAGCCAAGGAAGAUGGCAAGGGCAGUCGUGGUCAGAAUAGAACUGCUUCCUCAGCUCACAGCUUCAGCAGUGACAUUGUGAAGGCCUUGGACCGGAUCACCUUGCAGAACAGUCCUUCACAAGUAGGCACGAGGAAGGACUGUGGUCUCCCUCUCACGGUCCUCUCGUGCACGAAAGCAUGUCCACAGGUGGCUACAUGCGGAAGUACUCUUUUUGAAGGGCGGACGGUCCAGCUUGGGAAGCUUUGUUGUACUGGAGUUGAUACUGAAGAUGAUGAAGAUAGCGAGUCCAGCUCGUCAGUCGAGCAGGCCUCCUCUGUGGAAGUCCCUGAUGGACCAACGCUUCAUGACCCAGACCUCUACAUUGAGAUCGUGAAAAGCACGAAGUCUGUUCCAGAGUACUCAGAGGUGGCUUAUCCUGACUAUUUCGGUCACAUUCCACCUCCAUUCAAAGAGCCCAUUUUAGAAAGGCCUUAUGGUGUACAAAGGACAAAAAUUGCCCAAGACAUUGAGAGGCUGAUCCACCAGUGUGACAUCAUUGACCGGGUGGUGUAUGACCUGGACAACCCCAACUAUGCCACUCCAGAAGAAGGAGAUAUUUUGAAGUUUAACUCAAAAUUUGAAUCUGGGAAUUUGCGCAAAGUAAUUCAAAUUAGAAAAAACGAGUAUGACCUCAUUCUGAACUCGGAUAUAAACAGUAAUCAUUAUCACCAGUGGUUCUACUUUGAAGUCAGCGGGAUGCGGCCUGCCGUUGCAUACAGGUUCAACAUCAUCAACUGUGAGAAGUCCAACAGCCAGUUUAAUUACGGUAUGCAGCCACUUAUGUAUUCAGUUCAGGAAGCUCUAAACGCCAGACCAUGGUGGAUUCGGAUGGGGACUGACAUUUGUUACUACAAAAAUCACUUCUCAAGAAGUUCAGUUGCUGCAGGUGGACAGAAGGGAAAGUCUUACUAUACAAUUACAUUCACUGUGAACUUCCCACAUAAAGAUGAUGUCUGCUAUUUUGCCUAUCACUAUCCAUAUACAUAUUCAACUCUGCAGAUGCAUCUUCAAAAAUUGGAAUCAGCACACAAUCCUCAGCAAAUUUAUUUUCGAAAAGAUGUGCUGUGUGAAACCUUGUCUGGAAACAGCUGUCCCCUGGUGACCAUUACAGCAAUGCCAGAGUCCAAUUAUUAUGAGCAUAUCUGUCAAUUCAGAAAUCGUCCUUAUAUUUUCUUGUCUGCUCGGGUCCAUCCUGGAGAAACUAACGCAAGCUGGGUCAUGAAAGGAACACUGGAAUACCUCAUGGGUAAUAGCCCUACCGCCCAGAGUUUACGGGAGUCCUACAUUUUUAAAAUCGUCCCUAUGCUAAAUCCAGACGGUGUCAUCAAUGGAAAUCACCGCUGCUCCUUAAGUGGUGAGGAUUUGAACAGACAGUGGCAAAGUCCAAACCCAGACUUGCAUCCUACGAUUUACCAUGCGAAGGGGUUACUACAGUACCUGGCUGCAGUGAAGCGCUUACCACUGGUGUAUUGUGACUACCAUGGCCAUUCUCGAAAAAAGAAUGUGUUUAUGUAUGGCUGCAGCAUCAAAGAGACAGUGUGGCAUACCCAUGACAACUCAGCUCCCUGUGAUGUUGUGGAAGACAUGGGAUACAGGACUCUGCCUAAGAUACUGAGCCACAUUGCUCCAGCAUUUUGCAUGAGCAGCUGUAGCUUUGUUGUGGAGAAAUCCAAAGAGUCCACAGCUCGGGUUGUGGUAUGGCGGGAAAUAGGCGUUCAGAGGAGCUACACCAUGGAGAGCACUCUGUGUGGCUGCGACCAGGGGAGAUACAAGGGUUUGCAGAUUGGGACUCGAGAAUUGGAAGAAAUGGGAGCAAAAUUUUGUGUUGGUUUAAUGCGUUUGAAAAGACUGACUUCUUCAUUGGAAUAUAAUCUGCCCUCCCAAAUACUUGACUUUGAAAAUGACUUAAUGGAAUCCACCUGUAAAGUGACGAGCCCUACCACUUAUGUUUUGGAUGAAGAUGAACCUCGAUUCCUUGAAGAAGUUGAUUACAGUGCAGAAAGCAAUGACGAGUUAGAGGUUGAAUUAGCGGAAAACACAGGUGAUUAUGAGCCUUCUGCCCAAGAAGAAGCCCUUUCCGACUCCAAGGUAUCAAGAGCUCACAUGUCUUGAACUUUCUGCCAUCUUUGUUAAUUGCCAAGAAGAAAUGAAAUGUCUUGGUUUUCAUUACACAGGAAAUUUGAGAGGGACAAGCUUUUAGACAGCUGACUCAAAGAAGACAAAAAGGAACUUGGGCCUGUGUGGUUUCAAGAGAAUAAAUAUAUUAUUAAUUAAUGAUAUAAUUGGCAUUUGUUUUAUUUUAGAUAUUCAGUGUACUUUAUAUAGCAUUGAAUUAUCAAAUGAUAGAUUUACUUUAAAAAAGAACCCAAAUAUCAUUGCAUGAAUUUUUAUCUCCUGUGGCACCUGCAUCAAGUAGAUAAAUUUGAAGUGUGUCCAAGUACAAAGUCUAAAUGAUAGUGUUGAAAGCUAAUAUCCCUGUAUGUGGGUUUCUCCAGAGAUGCUUGUGUGGAGGUGGGUAGCUCCUGAAGAUAAGACUGCUCUUCAGAAUCAUGUGAACUGUGGACCGUGGCCUUGAAACCGUCCGUUAAAUAAAAACCAUAUCAAAUACCGUG